Molecule: messenger RNA, 987 nt
Organism: Lactuca virosa
Lineage: Eukaryota; Viridiplantae; Streptophyta; Magnoliopsida; Asterales; Asteraceae
Source: the annotation of a GenBank genome assembly
AUGAAGUUUAUGAGUAGUUUCCAGUGCUUGAUGGGAGGAAACGCGGUGCAAUUUCAAGCCUCCUCCUCCGUAUCACCCACCAACCAGUCAUCCCUUCCAUUAUUAGAUAAUGAAAAUAGAAGGAAUUCCAAUAUGACCAAGAAGAAGAAGAAGAAAAAGAAGAAGGAUAGGAAAGUAAUCAAGGUUUUCAAACCAGACGGGGAGAUUAAUCUCUACCACAAGCCCAUCAGGGUUUCGGAGGUGAUGACAGAGGAGUACAUGGUUUGCAGAUCAGAUUCCUUCUACAUAGGACAAAAGAUUCCGCCCCUCUCCCAACACGAACGCCUCCAGCCCGGCCACACCUAUUUUCUACUCCCAACUCAUCUCUUCCACUCAGUUCUUUCCUUUGUCACUAUUGCCUCCUUUACAGCUUCUUCUAAACAAGACAGGGAAGAUAGUAAUGGCAACAUGAAGAUGAAGGCUGCAUUUCUGAAGAAGGCAGCAGCAAGUUCAUGCUCUCCAUUUGAUAUACAAAAAACGUCAUCUGGGACUCUCAGGAUUCGUGUUUCAGAGCUAUUCAUAUCCCAGCUGAUGAUGGAUCAAGCUGCUACUGCUGCUACUGGUAAUCAUCAUCGUGGUAAGGAAUUGAUAGAUCUGAAAGAGGCUGCUGAUUUACUGUGCACGACUCCACAAUUGCAUAGAGAGUACAAGCAACUGGUAGUCGGAUCUCGAAGAGGUUGGAAACCAAAGCUGGAGAUGAUCAAAGAGACUCCUUCCAAAGGCAAGAGGAAGGUCAAAAUGUUAUUCUCCGCGUCCAUCAGUCGUAUGAAGAAAAAAAUCAAAAACAAUAAGAAUGUUGGCUUCCCUCAAAUAUCAUCCUCCUCGGCUUCUUCUCAGUCACAGUCAUCACUGAAGAAGAAAAAGAAGAAGACCAAAAAGAUUGUCCAACCUCCCGUCUCUCUUCCUCCCAGUCCCGCUUAUGCUUCUACAAUUUCAAGGACCAAAUAA